Oncorhynchus nerka (sockeye salmon) is the source of this 3848-nucleotide messenger RNA. RefSeq names its product platelet-activating factor receptor-like. The transcript has 3 exons. Gene Ontology annotation, molecular function: platelet activating factor receptor activity; G protein-coupled purinergic nucleotide receptor activity. Gene Ontology annotation, cellular component: membrane. The coding region runs from base 562 to 1644 and encodes 360 amino acids. Gene Ontology annotation, biological process: G protein-coupled receptor signaling pathway; chemotaxis. The record is from RefSeq and is a predicted model, not a curated record. NCBI's taxonomy places the organism in Eukaryota, Metazoa, Chordata, Actinopteri, Salmoniformes, Salmonidae.
UCAGAGAGGUCUAAUUUUCAGAGAGGUGCCUUCCUAUAAAUAACGUUCACAACCCUUCUAUGCUCGUUGGCAGGGGUAGGACAUGCAGUGCGUCAAACAUCUCAAAUAAAACAAAACAACUGGCUACACAGACGCCCGGACUACGGAGACGCGGGUUGAUUGAAUAACAAUUGUGUGUACAUUUAUUUCGCAGCGCUCGCGCAUGCAACCUGGGCGGUCUAGUCACGGAGUCAAGCGCUUCCUGGUGGAUUCAUUCGAGGAGUUUCUCUAGUUUCAAGAAACUUUAUUUUAAUAUGUACAUGUUCUAGGCUAUAGAUACAGUAUGUUUACUAUUGUAGCCUAAAAAACGCUAGUUUCAAGAUAAUAGUGUGGAACACACACCCUUGGAAAGACUACCACAUUGAGAGAGGAGCCAAGCACUCAGGGUUUGGGAUUUACUGGAACCAGGACAUAUCCAUCCUUAAGGAUUUUAGUGACGUAGUUCCUCCGGAUUGUGGGAAUCCCAUUGAACUGACCAGGAGGGAGUUGCUUGCUUUAGCAAAACCAACAGUGGAGUCGACCAUGGGGGAUAAAGAGGACUUAGUAGUGACCACGGCUGUGAACUUUGUUGGGAAUGGAAACUUCCUGGACUCUGCGUUCCGCUACACCUUCUUCCCAGUGUUCUACGGUGUUGUGUUCAUCCUUGGGCUGAUAUCCAAUAGUUAUGCGCUGUUCGUGCUGUGGCGCCUGCGCGAUUCCAAGGCCUUGAACGAGAUCUGCAUCUACAUGGCCAACCUGACUGUGGCCGACCUCCUCUUCGUGUCCGCCCUCCCCUUCUGGAUUGGCUACUACCAUCAUGAUGGCGUCUGGCUCUACGGCGAAUUCCUGUGCCGUGUCACCGGCGUGUUCUUCUUCAUCAACACCUACUGCUCCAUCCUCUUCCUUGCUGCCAUCAGUAUCAACCGCUACUGGGCCAUCACGCGUCCGCUGGAUGCCGCCUCGUCCGACCAUUGGUGCCGUGGGGUGGCCGUCACAGCGGUCAUCUGGGGGGUCACUCUGUCCAUGUCUGUGCCAUACCUCGUGCAGACGGGCAUUCAGAAGGACAAGAGCAACGUGUCGCGAUGCUUCGAGGGCUACCACCAGGAGACGGAUGGCGAGAAGCGGCUUGUGGCCGCAACCCACCUUAUUAUUGUGGGGUGCUUCGUCUUGGUCUUCUUCCUCGUCGUAGUGUGUAAUCUGCUCAUCGCCCGGGCGUUACUAGCCCAGUCCCUUACCCAGGCUCGGGGCUCCAGUUCCUCCAAACCCCGGGGGGUGAAGGGCCGGGCCCUGCAGAUGCUGUGUGCUGUGGUGGGGGUGUUUGUGGUGUGCUUCCUCCCCCACCACAUGGUCCAGGGCCCCUGGACCCUGGCUGUGCUGGAGAUCAAGGAUGGCUGGGGCAGCACGGAAUGGAGCCAGAAGACCAAGCAAUGGUUGAACGACGCCCACCAGGUCACCCUGAUGCUGAUGGGGCUCAACUGCCUCUUCGAUCCCGUGGUGUACUGCUUCGCCACCAGGAGGUUCCACAUGUAUAUCAAGGACCAUCUGAAAAAGGUGGGGAGGGGCAGAGCCUGCUCGGAAACAGCCAUCACACACAUCUCUAUAGUGGAAUGCAAGAAUGUGAGCUAGCGGCUCCAUAGCGAACAGCAGCAGCUCAAUAAUUAAAGUCCUUCACUGUAACGGAAAACUGUCAGUUAUAUGGUAAAUUUGGGUAUUAUCAAUAGUAAAGUACUCCAAACAUUUUACUUCAGCAUAGUGUAAAUUGUUGUGUGCGGGGAAACAAUUGCUUUAUUUUGAAUGGUACUGUAAUUCCACCCCACAGAAUACAGUACUGUACCUUGUCUUUGGGGGGCCAAAAACAUUUUGACCACUUGUGAGUGCAUGUUAUUGUUGUUUCUGGCUUAUUAACAUAUUUUGAGACGUGCCUUGUAAGAGGCUAUAUUUGUUGCACCCAUGAGUGAAAAUGCUGUACCAAUUUAACUCCUAUGUUAAAGGAGACAGAUUGUACAGGGGACAGAUUUUAGUGGCAGCAAGCCUCUACAGGUGCAAGUAAUAUAAAACACCAAUUAUGCAUUAAUAUGCUGUGGGAUGUUUACAACCAGAUGCAUCUGGUUUUCAAGGGAAAAGGAAAGAGAGCCUGUGACGCCUACACGACUUCCACUUUUGAACAUUAACAAGGCGACACUCCAUCUUAACUCCUCCUCCACAUUUAUUGGAUUGGUUGAACAGUGCAGAAGAGAACCUCCCCUACCAUUUUUUUCUUCUCGUCAGCUACGUUAGGUUACCUAGCAGCCAACCUGCUUGCACCAAUCCCUUGUAAUUACAGUAAAAUACUGUGAAAUACAAACCCGUCCCCUCAAAGAAUUUCAUUCAUCCAUUCAUCCAUGUGCCGACCUUACAGUGAAGUGCUUACUUACAUACAAGCCCUUAACUAACAAUGCAGUUAAGAAAAAUAAGUGUUUAGAAAGUAUUUACUAAAAUAAACUGAAGUAAAAAAUAAAAAGAAGAAAAUAGAAAAAUAUUUAAAGAACAAAAAUAAAAUAACAGUAUUGCGGCUAUAUACAGGGGGUACCGGUACAGAAUCGAUGUGCGGGGGCACCGGUUAGUUGAGGUAAUAUGUACAUGAAGAUAGAGGUAAAGUGACUAUGCAUAAAUAAUAAACAGAGAGUAGCAGCGGCGUAAAAAUGGGGGAGGGGGGGGCAGAUGCAAAUAGUCCGGUUAGCCAUUUGAUUAGCUGUUAAAUUUCACCAUAUCUUUCGUCCUGUUCUUUUUCUCUUUGCGCGUAAACAGAGUAUAAAAGCAGAAGUUUCAUAGGGAACUGGAGCUUCUAUAAAUGAUCAAUUCACCCCGUAUACAAUUCCCCCUGGAAGGAGAUUAAGGGCUCUAUUCAGAAAUCCUCAUUAUUUCGUUGAAUGAUUUAAAAUUUGAGUGUCAUUAUUUCCAUAUGGCCUAUACUUUCUCGUUCUGAACUUCUAACGUGAGUAGGACGGGUCUGGCUUUGUGACAAUGAUCAAGACCAGCUGCUCACCGAUAUGACAGCUCCAAUGCAGUUACACCUCCGACACCGCCAAAACAUCAGCUAUCUGGGUGUCGGCUAUUGCCGGUUAAUGCUGAUCUGAUUUAAUCUAGGCCUAAGGGUCCCACUGUUCAGCAAGAGUAGGAGCAGGGCAAGUUUCAUUCAGCCAUCAGGCUGCUGAACAGUGGGAUGGAUGGACAGUAGGCCCCAGAGACUUUGAAUAUGUGAAAAUCUAAAUGUGUGACUUGUGUACUAGCUUUCCAGUUUUUCCUACGGCAUGUAAUAUAUUGUGUUGUGUUUGUAUAUUUGUAUGCUGACAUCACAAAAUUAAUUUACAUGUAAAUGGACAAAGUAUAUCGUAUUUGUUUUGCAAUUUUGUACGACAAAUUUUGCAAAACAAAUACUGGGAGCCAAGAAGUACUUUUAAAAGUGUGAUGCAUUGCUAUUAUUGUUAUUGCUAUUAUUAUUAUAAAGAAUGAUGAAGUAACAAGCUUUAAGGUCAUUUUAUGAGGCUGGUAACCAUCCUAGAUGUCAAUUCAACAUCUCUUCCAUGUUGGGUCAGCGUAAUUUCAUUGAAAUGACGUGGAAACAAUGUUGAUUCAACCUGUGUAUGCCCAGUGGGAUGUGAUGAACUUGAUGACUUCUCAGCUGUCAGCUGCUGAAGAAUAAACAGAGACGGUUUAUGAAGUAAGUUGACCACUGGUAUAAAUGUUGCACUUACUGUAACUCUUUGUAUGUGAUGCAAUUGGAACAUAUUGUGUAACGCUGUACUGCAUUCUCAAAUAAAACAUAUCUAACAGAUAUAUUGUUAUUGAAA